Messenger RNA from Pieris macdunnoughi, 2934 nucleotides. The record is from the annotation of a GenBank genome assembly. NCBI's taxonomy places the organism in Eukaryota, Metazoa, Arthropoda, Insecta, Lepidoptera, Pieridae.
AUGUCGAAGAAUAACGUUCAGUAUAUCCAAGAGGAAAUGUUAGCGGUCAUAAAUACGUGCGCUGAAAUUUACGAAAAUGACGUCGCAAUUACAUCUGAACGAUCGAAGUAUAAAAUGAUACGCCAUAUUCGAAUGACGCCUAAUAUUAAUUAUAUACAGGCGGAGGAAGGCAACCAGGGAAAAUAUAGCAAGACUGUCUACACUCUUUUAGAUUUCCUAAAUAGAUGGCUUCUAGAGUGGAUGCAUACUAAGCAGCGUCCUCAUGAGAACGAGAAUUAUAAGGCAAUACAAAAGUUUAUAGAGAAAUUUGAUAAAUUGGCAAUAGCGAGAGGCAAUUUCGCAUGUGGGGAGCUGGAAAGGGCUCUACAGUACCUCGAGUUAUACAUGGAUGGUGAUAAGCAGAGGAUCCAGAGUCAGUUACCAUUUCUGGCUGAAAUAUAUGCAUUGUUGGAUGAACCUGACUCUGUUGCUGGUAAAACUGCUGAGGAGCUACAAGAGGAAGAGGAGUUGCAGCUAGCUCUUGCACUAAGUCAGUCUGAGGCGGAGCAGAAAGAGAAGGAGAAAGAGAGGCGAUCGCGUACCUUUAUAGCGCCAGAGCCGACCUCACAUCCUACAUUAUCUCCAUCGCCUUCAUCGGUAAGCCCAUCUCCAGAACACAGUACAACUGGGAAUUCAGAGUUGUCCCGCUAUCUGGAUAGAAACUAUUGGGAGCAGCGUCUAUCCAACACUGCCGCGCCAACCGCACCUUCGUCUCACGGCACCAAUGAUAAUAUUGAUGAUUUCGUAAAGCCUCCCACCGUUAAGACGCAAGAUGACGAACCCGAAGAUAAAGAAAUAGAUGAGUUUGUGGAGAAUCUCAAAUCGCAAGUCGAGAUAUUUGUCAAUCGUAUGAAGAGCAAUUCAUCGCGAGGACGAUCUAUUGCAAACGACUCGUCAGUACAGACUCUUUUCAUGAACAUAACCACGAUGCAUUCGAAGCUUUUGAAAUAUAUUCAACAGCAAGACGAUAAACGUGUUUAUUUGGAGAGCUUACAAGAUAAAAUAAGUCAAGUACGCGAUAGUCGCGCUGCAUUGGACACGUUACGAGCAGAACACGCAGCGCGACUCGCUCAAGCGGCUGAAGCGGCUGAACGACAGCGACAAAUGCAAAUGGCGACUAAAUUGCAGGCUAUGAGGAAGAAGAAACACGAGUAUCUGCAAUAUCAACGGCAGCUCGCCUUGCAACGAGUGCAAGAACAAGAGCGUGAAAUGCAAAUGCGCCAAGAGCAGCAAAAGCACCAAUACAGGAUGUCAAGCAGUGGUUUCUAUAUGCCCGGCAUGUCCAUGCAUCAGUUUCAGCCAGGGUUUCCUAACCAAAUGAUGUACAACCCUCAAUUCCAUCCUCAAAUGGCUCAGAGUGACAACUCAAAUCUCCCUGGCCAACCCCAAAUGUCCCAACCAAACAUGCCCAUGAAUGUCGGUCAAAUGGGAACCAUCUCUCAGUCUAUGCCCCAAAUGAGCAACACCUUCACAAUGUCGAACUCGGCAGCUACCUUGACACAGGUUCCCCCUGUCCAAGUCCCCAUGACCCAACCCAAUAUGCGCCCAAUGGGACAACAGCAUCCCAUGCAGCAGAUGAUGAUGCAGCAAAUGCAACAGAUGCGGCCACAACCUGGUAUGCAUCAAAUGAUGCCCAACGUCCCUCCAGGUCAAACUCAACCUAACCUUCCUAACCAAAUGCCUAAAAAUAUUCCUAACCAAUCACAACCCCCGAAUACCAUGAUGCCUCCCAUGACGAUGCCUCAACCGAAUAUGCCGCAUCAAAGCAAUGCUAAUAACAUGUACGGCAUGCAAAUGAACAUGAGAAUGCCCCAUACCCAAGGCAAUCAACUUAACAACAACCCGUCAAUAGCUGUCUCUGGAUAUCCGGUCAAUGCUCAAAAUCCACAAGUGUCUACUACGAUGCCUAAUAUGCCGCAGGGAGCGCAAAUGCCGGGACAGUCAUCUUUACCAGGACAUGGUCAACCAAUGAUGCCGGGCCAAAAUAUUCCCAUGCAGAAUCAGAUGCCACUAAACCAAAAUAUGCCCCAAUUACCUCCAAAUCAAGGACAAAUUCAACAACCUCAAAUAUCACAAUCCCAACCAAUGCCGGGUCAAACGCAUUUCCAAAAUCCACAUCUUAUGCAACCUCCGAAUAUGUCUCAACAAAACCCUCAGAUGAAUCCCGGUGCUCCAAUUGUACAAAAUAUGCCCAACCAAAGUGCGCAACAAAUUAACCCCAAUAACAUGGUGCCUUCAUCGGUGCCACAACAUUUGCACCCAUCACAAAUACCCCCACAAAGUAUGCAACAAGGACAACCAAUGGGCCCUCAGAAUCAACAACUGCCUCAAAACAUGCAGCAGCCUCCGAAUUUGCCUCAUAAUAUGCAACCACCACCGAACAUGCCACUUCAACAUAUGCAGCAACAACCUCCAAACAUGCCACCUCAAAAUAUGCAGCAGCAACCUCCAAAUAUGCAGCAGCAACCUCCAAACAUGCCACUUCAAAAUAUACAACAACAACCUCAAAAUAUGCAGCAACAACCUCCAAAUAUGGCACCUCAAAGUAUGCAGCAGCAACCUCAAAAUAUGCAGCAGCAACCUCAAAAUAUGCAACAGCAACCUCAAAAUAUGCAGCAGCAACCUUCAAAUGUUGCACCUCAAAAUAUGCAGCAACCUCUAAGUAUGCAACAGAUUCCAAAUAUGCCUCAUCAAAAUUUGCAGCAACCUCCAAGUAUGCAACAGCAUGCAAAUAUGCCUCAACAAAACAUGCAGCAGCCUAUGAAAAUGCAACAGAACUUUGGUAACAAUCCUCAAAAUCCACAAACUGUUGCAAAUCAAAGUCAACAAGUCCAAACAUUGAUGAACAAAUCGGAAAGUAAUAAUAACACUGCAGAACUUAUAAGUUUUGACUGA